Messenger RNA from Aphanomyces invadans, 1456 nucleotides. RefSeq lists its product as hypothetical. The transcript has 6 exons. The record is from RefSeq and is a predicted model, not a curated record. Lineage: Eukaryota; Oomycota; Saprolegniomycetes; Saprolegniales; Verrucalvaceae. Bases 21 to 854 code for a protein of 277 amino acids.
CUCAGGAUCUUUUUGAACAGAUGCGCCGCCCACGACAGCGGCGGCACGUCGGCGACUUGGGUGAACGAAUUUCUCGCCGCGCAGCAGACAGCUCCAUCGACGACCUCAACGACCGAUGGACAGUGAACACUUUGCGCUUCUGGAUCGUCAUGGCCGUCACAUCCCUCGGUUGCUUCGCCCUCGGCCUCGUUGGUUUUCUCCGAAGCAUCGAACCGAGUCCCAGCGCGGCAUCUUCGACGCAAACCAAACCCACCACUCGACUCUUAGCGAACCUGGAUGCUUUUCCCACGGCCGCGUUCCGGACCGACGUGCUGGCGACUGUGACUUCGUUUGAGGUCCCGUCGUCCCAGCAUGUCGUUCGCAUUGCCAUGCAUGACCUAGACGGAGCCAUGCUUCCGCCGUCGGUGCCACGACGUCCCGUUCCACCCGCCAUCUUCGACGCGAACGUCAUCUACGGCAUGUUUUCUGCUUCUCCAUACGACAUCCUUCGUCGCCAUUCUCGUUUGGACGAAGAUCGCCUCAACCGCAUGUACUCUGCAUUGCGACUUCUGGGCAGUCCGCUCCUCUUGAACAGCUCAUUUGAAGCGAUGGACCAAACGUGGACGGCACGUGGCUUUCUCGUGGCGUUUCCGUCGGACGCGCCGGACCUCGCCAUGGUGGAGCACCGAGUGGUUGUACUAGCAAGGACCAUGGAGCAGGCCCAUGUGUGGAAAUGGACGUCGCACGUGUGGGGCACGUCGGCGACCCGUCAUCGCAACGCGAUCCAAGAAGUCGUGCCCACGUUUGCGCAGCUCGAGUCCCUCCACGCGAAGCGUCCGUGCUAUGAUAUCUCGUGGCGAGAUGAAGCGGCGUAGCAAGCACGACAUGGAUUCGAACGAGCAUACCUUGACGAGGCCAUCGCCGUGCAAUAAAUAACAAGUAGACACAUCCAUCGACGGGGAAAGGGCGCGCGGGGUUUUACGUCGUUGGUACGCGAUGCGACGACGGGAAGGCUGCUUGAUCCCUGUCUUCGUCGUCAUCAGGUGCAUGAAUCACGGCCAACAUGGACGACGGACUCCGUCGCUUGGUGGAGUCUGCGCUGGACGAGGCCGACGAGAUGCUGGAAUCGGACGAUUUGCUUCGUGGACUCAUCGUGCCGUCGUCUUCAUACGCGAGAUAUAGUUUUGUCGCAGCAUCUGGCACCAACGACAGCUUGUCCAGGCUGUCGUGGAGCGAGUGUUGGGGUGACGACAUGUUGGAAUGGAUGGGACGCCACGAGCUUCGCGAUUCCAAGGCGCGCUCAAUAGCGACUGCCGGAUCGAUGGUCUUAACAACCCGUACGACCCCCGAGCAGAUUCGUUUAGGCUGCGGAACUGCGAACUCAGCACGCGGGUCUGGAUCGCGGCGACUUCGGCCACGCGGUGUUGCCAUGGCAAGUUGAGAAAUUCCUGUACAAAAUGUCAGGGGGUUCAACCUG